This is a messenger RNA of Nematostella vectensis (starlet sea anemone), 1760 nucleotides long. Its product is annotated as serine/threonine-protein kinase RIO2. Gene Ontology annotation, cellular component: cytosol; nucleus; preribosome, small subunit precursor. Bases 209 to 1681 code for a protein of 490 amino acids. Gene Ontology annotation, biological process: protein phosphorylation; maturation of SSU-rRNA. The record is from RefSeq and is a predicted model, not a curated record. NCBI's taxonomy places the organism in Eukaryota, Metazoa, Cnidaria, Anthozoa, Actiniaria, Edwardsiidae. The transcript has 11 exons. Gene Ontology annotation, molecular function: ATP binding; protein serine/threonine kinase activity.
ACCUGGAAUUUAAAUGUCUUUAAUUUAAAUGAUUUGUAUAUAUAUUUAUUUAUUUAGUCAUAAUUUCAUUAAUGUUUCGCCCACGGUUCAAAUGGCCUGCGGUAUCCCCAGACUGGUCACGUGUGCAGAAUUUCAUGUGUUUUGAAGAAACUGCAGUAGAACAGAACAAAUUUCCACACACGUUUAACGUUCGAUUUUAUUGGUGAAAAUGGGCAAGUUGAACGUGUCCAUGGUGCGAUAUCUUUCGAGAGAGGACUAUCGUGUUCUGACAGCGGUUGAAAUGGGAAUGAAAAACCACGAAAUUGUACCAACACCACUAGUAGCAUCAAUUGCAGCAUUGAAACAUGGCGGGUGUCACAAACUCAUCAAAGAGCUCGUCAAGCACAAGCUGAUUGCCUACGAUCACGGCAAAGUGGAAGGAUACAGACUGACCUAUACUGGCUAUGACUACCUUGCCCUGAAAGCUUUGGCAAGUCGUGACAUUGUCUACUCUGUUGGAAACCAGAUUGGUGUUGGGAAAGAGUCAGACAUUUACAUUGUUGCCAAUGAGGAGGAUCAACAGUUUGCCCUCAAGCUUCAUAGGCUUGGUCGAACAUCAUUUCGCAAAUUGAAAGAAAAAAGAGACUACUUGAAGAAGCGCUCCAGUGCAUCAUGGCUUUAUCUUUCCCGUCUUGCUGCAAUGAAGGAAUUUGCAUACAUGAAGGCCUUGUAUGACAAUGGUUACCCGGUUCCCAAGCCUAUUGACUUCAACAGACAUGCUGUAGUCAUGGAGCUAGUUAAUGGUCACCCACUGUGCCAAGUGCAUAACCUGAAUGACCCAGGAGCUGUCUAUAGUGAUCUGAUGGAGCUCAUCGUAAAGUUAGCCAGCUUUGGACUUAUUCACUGUGACUUUAAUGAGUUUAACCUCAUGCUGAAUGACAAAGAUCAAAUAACUGUCAUCGACUUCCCUCAGAUGGUUUCAAUAUCACACCUCAAUGCUCAGUGGUAUUUCGAUCGUGAUGUGCAGUGUAUUCGAGAUUUCUUCCUCCGGCGCUUCAACUACGAGAGCGAGCUGCAUCCCAAGUUUUCAGACAUAAAGCGAAUGUACGAUCUGGAUGUCGAGGUAUCGGCUAGUGGUUUCACCAAAGACAUGGAGAAAUGCUUUGAAGAGGAGGGAGCGGGUGAACUGAGCCAACUUCGAAACCAAGUGGACGAAGAGGAUCAAGAAGGGGCGAGAAGUGACGAGGAUGGUGAGGACCCAGUGGACGAAGAUGUCCGUCAAGAGAACAAACAAACGCGAGAUGAGAAUCAAGACAACGAAAAAGAGCCACCAAAAACGACCGACCUCGACACCGCGGGACCGCUAGGAGCCACGUGCACCGUGUCUGAGGAUUCUGAAGACUCGGACCUAGAAGACCUCAGCCGCGUCAACAAAACGCACAGACCCUACCGUGACAUCACAGAUGACGUCACAGAUCAAGCUAACGACGGCGAUGACGUUACAGAAGAGACGCAUACACUCGCUCCAGGAGCCUCCAUAGAUGCGGCCGAGGUUCGAAAUCGAGUCAAAAGGAAUCUGAACAAGAAGCAACAGAGGAUGAGGCGGACCAAACGAGGGGAGGCUGGAGCGAGCACGAGAUCGAGGCGCGAUAAUAGAGAUAAUGUAAAACAGAGUAUGAGUGCUUUGAGUAGUGGUUGGUGAAUAAGGGGGGGAGGGGGAAUGGUUAGUGGCACUGUAUUUGGAAUGAACUUAAACAUUAAAUGCAAGUGCAGUUCCAAAA